Messenger RNA from Chironomus riparius, 1717 nucleotides. Lineage: Eukaryota; Metazoa; Arthropoda; Insecta; Diptera; Chironomidae. The record is from the annotation of a GenBank genome assembly.
GAAAAAAAUUAAGUAAAAUUAGAAUAAAAUUAAAAAAUAAAAAAUAAUGGAAUUAAUAACCCAUCACUAUUCAAAAUCAUUAAGGAGAGCUUAUGAAAGAUCAAUUAGUGAACAAAAUUAUGAAAAUCAUCACCGUUUUAGUGAAAAUAUUUUUUUAAAAGGUCAAAACCAAAAUUUUUUAAAAGAACGUUCUUAUCAUCAGCAAGAAGUGAAUUCAUUGCAUGACGAAAACUUAACAGCAAAAGACUUGACUGUCAAUAAAAGCACCGAGCUCCAUAAACAGCAGCCAGUAAAUGGAAUCACAUCAAGUAGAAUAAAACAGGAAGAAAAAGAAGAACAAAUGACAUCUGCAUCAAUUAGAAGAUAUUUCUGUAUAUUCUGUAAAAUGGACUUUACAAAUGCAGAUCACUUUCUUGAUCAUCUCGAGCUGCAUCAAAAUGGAACUUUCGUACUAGUCAAAAGAGAUUUAAUAUCUAUCCCCCCACAACCAUUAUCACCAAAAAUUCAUCUUAAUAGUAAUAGUAAUAAUAAUAAUAAUCUUAGUCAGUCAAGUAGUGAUAGAGUCGUAGCAUCAGUAGUAGAAAACAACAACAAUAAUCACAUAAUGAUACAGGAAAGGGUGAGGGAGAGAGAACGUGAAAGAAGUAGGGAGUCGGCAGUAACAGAGGAAGAGACCUCAAACCUUCCAAUUGUACCGGAAGAACUAAAGAACCAAAUUAAAAUUGAACCAAUCAGUGAGGAUGAGGAAGAGGAAUCGUUGCCGCCACAAAAUAUGGUCGUGACUAAUAAUAUCCCAGAACAUCAUCAUAUCAGUAAUCGUACUAGUGAACAUAGUUCGCAGCACUAUAAUAAUGAUUCAAAUGAUGGAACAAUUAUGCAUUCAUCAUCUCCAUUAAAUGAUAAUAAUAAUUCAACAGAAACAGGUGAUCCAAAUCAACAAUUAUUGGUGUUGUCAAAUCCAAGAAUCGGUGAUGGACCCGGAGAAUAUCUCUGCAAUGUCUGUCACGCUAAAUUUGUAUACAAAAAUAACUUAAAAAGCCAUCUGAAAAGGCAUUUAGGAAUUUAUCCGUACGUAUGUUUUUGUGGUAAGCGAUAUCAGUUCAAGUGUAAAUUGAACAAACAUAUAGAACAGGUAAGAUUAAUUACUUAUAAUUUCAAAAGAUAUUUAUACCUCCGUUUUUAUUUCUUGAGUGAUAAGAGAAAAAAAAAUAUUAAUUUGUGCUUUACCUUUUUUGUCGUCGCGAUUUUUUUAAUUGCAGGCACAUGCAAAAAUCAAGAAUUUCAAAUGUCCCGUGCCAACAUGUCCAAAAAAAUAUUUUACUCGUAACGACCUUGCAUUUCAUAUUAGCGUAACGCAUCAAGAGCGGCAAGAGAUUCCAUGUAACAUAUGCCAAAAAGUCUUUAAUUCUCAGAAAUCUCUACAAAUUCAUUGCCGAAAAUAUCACCGAAAUCAGGAAUCUUGAUCAGAUCAGCAACAACAACAACAACAACAGGUAAUGACAAUGAGAAAAUCAACUCAUUUUUUGCCAAUCAUUCAAGUGAACUUAUCAAAAUGAUAAAGAAAAAUUAUAAGAAAAAAAUAUUUAUCAGAAACAGAAAUGAAACCAUAUAUAUACAUACAGGCAACUGAACAAAAAAAAAGUGUACAAGAUUAAAUUAGAUUAAUAGAAAAAUCCAAGAAAUAUAAAAUAAAACAAAGUAAUUAAAUAAUUGUGAA